Penaeus chinensis is the source of this 1700-nucleotide messenger RNA. RefSeq names its product inosine-uridine preferring nucleoside hydrolase-like. The record is from RefSeq and is a predicted model, not a curated record. The transcript has 8 exons. The coding region runs from base 36 to 1208 and encodes 390 amino acids. Gene Ontology annotation, molecular function: hydrolase activity, hydrolyzing N-glycosyl compounds. Lineage: Eukaryota; Metazoa; Arthropoda; Malacostraca; Decapoda; Penaeidae.
CGUAAACCUUUACACAAUCGUCGGCGCCGGGAACCAUGCUUGGAUUGAAGUUAAUGCAGUUUGGAAUCAGAUCACAUAUCAAAGGUUAUAAUUUCCUUGCAAAGAAUCACUUAACGAAACUAAAACGCUUCUCGACUUGCUCCAAAUGGCUGAAGGUCCCAGCGCCAAAGCUCACCGCAAGCAUGGCGAUCCCGAAAGUGGUAAUCGACACCGACGCAGGGCUGGACGACGCCCUGGCGAUCUUCAUGGCCCUGGAGUCCCACAAGCGCGGAGAUCUCCAGGUGGUCGCCAUCACCACCGUCCACGGGAACACCAAGGUCGACAAUGUCUGCGUUAACGUGUUGAGGAUCUUGCAAGCCGCCGACUUGCUGGAGGAGAUCCCAGUGUUCGUGGGCGCGCGCGGGAGCCUCGUCCACCCUUGGGUCGACCCCGGCGAGCCCUUCCACGGCAGCGAUGGCUUCGGGGACACCAAACUGGCCGCCCCCCCUCCCCCCACCUCGCUCCUGAAGCCCCAGCACUCGGUGUGGGAGCUUCUCGAACUCUCCAAGAAGUAUGAGAACGAAUUAGUGCUCAUCGCCCUGGGUCCGCUCACCAACGUGGCGCUGGCUCUGCGUCUGGACCCAAAAUUCACUUCCCGGUUAGCUGGGUUCUUUGCUAUGGGUGGAAAUACGACAGCCCUCGGGAAUAUCACGGUCUGCGGCGAGUUCAACUUCACGUGCGACCCAGAGGCAGCGAGAGUGGUACUGGAAGGGUCAGAACAGGUCAUUUGUCUUGUGCCAUGGGAAACGUGUCUCUAUGGCAUUAAUAUCACCUAUCAUGAACGAAAAGAAAUGGGUGCAAUCAGCAGUCCAGCAGCUCAGCUCAUGAACCAGAUCGAGCACAAAGUUCUGGAUAAGAAAGAGUUUGAUUACUGGAUUACCUGUGAUCAGUUAGCUAUGGCUUGGAUGAUCGAUGACGUCAGGAAUAGAAAAGUUGCCAAUACAAAGAAGAAAGAAGAACACACUGAAGUUGGUUCUUCUAGCAAACUGAUAACAAAAUCUAAGAAAUGUUUUGCAACGAUAGAACUUAAUGGAAGUCAUACACGUGGCCAGUUGGUACUUGACCAUGAGAAUAAAUUGAAAAGGAAUUCCAAUGUUUUAAUCAUGACUGCCGCAGAUAAAGAGCUGUAUCAACGGUACCUUCGCAUGGGCUUUGGUGGAGAAUUUUAAACUAGGGUGAGAGAUUUUGUAAAGAUGUGCCAAUAACAUGACUUUAUUUUGAUUAUCUCUUUUGGUUGUAUCUUCCGAGGAGUGUAGUCUGCCUCUAAGAGUCAGUUUAUUUUAUUCUUUCAUGUUGUAUUUGUGUUUUGUUUCAUAUAUUUCAGCAAAUGUGCAUUCUCUUCCAAAACGGUGAAAACUUUUAAAAUUAGCUUCCAUUUGUCACUGCCUGGUCAUAAAAUAGGAUUAUUUUGCUUUAUUUUUCUGUUGUUGGUAAUCAUAUUUACUAAUUAUGCAAUUUAUUAUUCAUUUUGAUCAAAUCAUACAUGUAAAACUUUCUUUUAAAAAAUGUUCUUGUUAAAGUUUGAUUUUCUUGCAUUAAUUAGUUUGUACUUUACAUUCCUAUAUGUUACCCACAACGAAUGUUGAAUUUCAGGUAAACAAACAGUCAGAAAUAAGAUAAAUGUGUUAAUACUAUACAAAUAUAUUUUUAUGCAGUUCCUC